This is a messenger RNA of Onychomys torridus (southern grasshopper mouse), 3227 nucleotides long. RefSeq names its product ST8 alpha-N-acetyl-neuraminide alpha-2,8-sialyltransferase 6 (gene St8sia6). Gene Ontology annotation, molecular function: alpha-N-acetylneuraminate alpha-2,8-sialyltransferase activity. NCBI's taxonomy places the organism in Eukaryota, Metazoa, Chordata, Mammalia, Rodentia, Cricetidae. Gene Ontology annotation, biological process: N-glycan processing; oligosaccharide metabolic process. The transcript is spliced from 8 exons. The coding region runs from base 327 to 1523 and encodes 398 amino acids. The record is from RefSeq and is a predicted model, not a curated record.
CCUCCGGGAGGAGAGGCGGAGAGCUCAGAGGAUCGUCAUCCGCUAGCCGACCGCGAGCUUCUGCGGCCGGGGGCUGGCUUGGAAGAAGCGAGCGAGCCGGGACGCUGCUUCCUCGGGCUCAGUGCUCGGCAACACUGUUGCAGGCUGAGCUCGGGGCAGUCCCCGAGAGUGCGGGCCCGCGCCACCGCCUUUGAACGCUGGGGGUGUGCGUGGCAGCGGCCGCGGUGGCGGCGGCGGCGGCGGCGGCGGCCGGAGCGGCGAGUCGGUGCCGCCCGGGAUGCGCUUCGCCCAGGCAGCUUUGGCGGCGAGGGCUCCCUUGGCUCAGGAUGAGACCUGGGGGCACGCUGCUCGCCCUGGUAGCCUGCCUGAUGCUGCUGCUCCUGCUGCGUCUGCUCUGGUGCCCUGCGGACACGCCCGCCCGCUCCAGGCUGUCGGUGGAGGAAAGCAGAGAGGACACUCGUGGCACCUCGGCAGCAAUGAGGACUCUCAGGACCCCGGUCACCUCAGUACCGCUCACCAGGAACAGCACAUAUCUGGAGGAGAAGUUACCCCAACUGACAGAGAAAUGCAAAAAUCUGCAAUCUGACUUGAAGUCUUUAUUUAACAAAACAAGACGGUAUUCAGAGGAUGACUACAUUCAGAUCAUCACAAACAUACAGAAAUGCCCAUGGAGACGACAAGCAGAAGAGUAUGAGAAUUUCAGAGCAAAGCUGGCUUCCUGUUGUGACGCAGUUCAGAGCUUCGUGGUUUCCCAGAAUAACACUCCACUGGGGACAAACAUGAGCUAUGAGGUGGAAAACAAGAAGCAAAUCCCCAUUGGAGAGAACCUUUUCCACAUGUUCCCAGUGACUCAGCCUUUUGUGAACUACCCCUAUAACCAGUGUGCAGUGGUUGGCAAUGGGGGGAUUCUGAACAAGUCUCUCUGUGGAGCAGAAAUUGAUAAAGCUGACUUCGUUUUUAGGUGCAACCUCCCCCCAAUCACAGGGAAUGCUAGUAAAGAUGUUGGAAGCAAAACGAAUCUUGUGACUGUCAAUCCCAGCAUCAUAACACUGAAAUACAAGAACUUGAAGGAGAAGAAAGCAAGGUUUCUGGAGGAUAUUUCCAACUAUGGAGAUGCCUUCCUUCUCCUGCCAGCCUUUUCCUACAGGGCCAACACAGGCAUCUCUUUAAAAGUCUAUGAAACUCUCAAAGAGUCCAAAGUUAGGCAAAAGGUUCUCUUCUUCCAUCCCCUGUACCUGAGACGUCUUGCUACCUUCUGGAGAACUAAAGGGGUGACAGCAUACCGCCUGUCCUCAGGCCUGAUGAUUGCAAGUGUCGCUGUGGAGUUGUGUGAGAAUGUGAAGCUUUAUGGAUUCUGGCCUUUCUCUAAGACUAUAGAAGAAAUACCUGUCAGUCACCACUACUAUGACAACAAGUUACCUAAGCGUGGUUUCCACCAGAUGCCCAAAGAAUAUAGCCAGAUGCUCCAGCUCCAUAUGAAAGGGAUCCUCAAAGUGCAAUUCAGCAAAUGUGAAAUGCCCUAAAGUUUCUUAAUGUGAGAAUAGUUUUAAUAGGAUAUGAUAGGUGAGUUGUGGUUUUGCCAAACACUAGAGGAGGAAGGCACAGAGAGUGGAGGAUUACAAAAGAGCUCCCAAACUUGGCUAGACCAAAGCUCCCCACUAACUUUGCAGCCUCCACUAGCCACUCAUUCCACUCUUCAGCUUUCCCUGAAAAUGGAGAUCAUGAUACCAGUCUCAGACAAGUGAAAUGAGAUAAUUUUUUAAAGCCUCUUGGCACAGAAUUUGAGUUGAGGCAGGGACUUACCGAAUGUUUUCUUGUUGCUAUUUGUAAUAGCCAUUUCCACUUUUGCCAGAGAGGUAAUGAAGUGAGCCAAAGAUCCUUCCUGAAGAGAAUGGCUGAAUCACAAGGACUCGUUGAUUUCUUUCUCACAGCCCUCCCUUGUUAAUAAUAUCUUCCUAUUAUUUUCUCUCUCCUGAACGAGUACAUACAAAAAUAUAUCAUUAAACAGGAAAGUGCUGAUUAUUCAGGAAGAAAAAUCUUUUUUACUUGGCAAUGUGCCUAUCUUUGAUUCAGUUCUCUUAUGACGUUAGCUGCAUUGAGGUGUUGGUUGGAUUUGGGGCGUUUUCUUGCCCCUGUUGUCUACAUUUUCUUUGCCUUUAUCAUUUUAUACUAACUUCCUGCUUUUCUUCCCAUACCCCCGACUCCCGAAAGGAUCCACUCAGUGAUGUAAGUAGUUACAAUACUCACUACUUCACAUCUGUUAUCUUGUCUGGAAAGUUACUCAUCCAAUUUUUAAAAAUAUUGAACAGCUGUUUGAUGUCCAGCCCUGGGACCAGGCUCUGUGGGAGGGUAUGAAGAUAUUGCCACUGGCAGAAAAGCAGGUACCUGUCAUUAAUUGAUAAGAUCCCAGAAUUGUCAAUAUGACUGUCACAAACACAGUACCGGAAGGACCAUAGACAAGAAGAGUUAAGUCUGUUCUAGUAGAAUCAACUUAGAUGUAACUACUUUAGAGAAGAGAUGGUUCCAGAAUCAAGACUAGAAAAUAGUCAAGUCUUACUUAGCAAACUAAGGGGAUUCUAGGUAGAGGGGAUGUAACAGGAAGAGAAUGCUGUUUCCUUGAUUCUGAUUAUCAAAACAAGUGUGCUCGAAGGCAGAGCAGGGAAGCUGCCCUACAAACUCCAUACUGGGGGAGAGUACAGUGGGUGAGGGUGAUGGCUUUUGCACACACUGGUCAAGUGGGAGUAAUUUAGACCCAGUCGCUUCAAAAGGAAGACUUGGGAUGAAAACACUGAACAUAUUUCUCCAAGGAGAGAUGAAUGUUUUCAUGAAAAAUUACAUCUGUAAGCAUCAGUCUAGAGUAAAAUUUGAGUAAACAAAUAUGAGCAUUUUACACUCUUUGUUGAUGUCCCAGUGACAUCACUUCAUGUAAGUCAUAACACAUUUAUUAAGUUAUUUGACAAUAAAUAUUCAUGUGCGUGCAUUCCUGCUUAUCCAUGGAUAUUCCCAAGAAAUCUAAUAGGAGUAUAGAAGAUGAGGUCCACAUGCCAAGAUAGCUAUAAAUUUCAUUUUUAAUUCUUACCUGAGCCAGGUUGUUGUAUAUCAAAUGUUUUUUGUGAGGAAACACUGUGCCAUGAAUUCUUCAUUCUGAUAUAACCUUGUAUUUGACAUUUGUGAUGUUAUUUCAAGUUCACAUUUCUUUUUUUCUUUUAUAGCAAAUUAAUCUUACU